AUGUGGGAACCAGAACUCCCGCGACCGUUGCCAGCGUGUAUUCUGCAAGAAGUCUUUUCCACAGCACCGAUUUACGACCUCAUUUUAUGCGAUUUGAGCCCUCGCACCCUCGUGUGGCUUUCCCGCACAUGUCGUCGUGCACAUGAGGCAGUAACUCACUUUACCCGCCGUGCGUACAAUAUCAACCGACACUUGUCUCGUUAUUUUCCGGAUCCCCUUGCAUUUCGAUCCCUCCAAGCACGCACCGGACUAGUCAUUUCAGGCUCCAAUGCGUUGCAGUUCCUUGAUAGGAGCUUUUAUCCCGAAUCAGACCUUGACCUCUACGCUCAUCCUGGUCACGUUUACGAAGCACUAGAGUGGCUCGACUCUGUUGGGUAUAAAUUCCAACCUGAGUCGUGGCAGCAACAGGAUUGGCAUGAUGAAGUUUCAGCUGACUGGGAUGGUACAGCAAGAAGAGUCGACCGACACGGAGAGAUGAUGAUCAAUCAUGAACCAAACAUGGAGUACUCUGAUGUCGCUGGUGUUUACACGUUCAAGCGCUCUGUAACUAUGGACACAGAGACGGUAGUGCUCAAGGUUCAAAUCAUCGCAACAAAGUGCAAUCCUAUCCAGACUAUCACGCAAUUUCAUUCAACUUGCGUGAUGAAUAUAAUUACGUUCAACGCAGCUUAUUCCUUUUACCCCGUUGCAACCUUCGAGGAGCGAAUGGCCAUCCAAAUCCCCGGGUCGAACCAAUUGGAUGCCGUCGCAAAGUAUGUGCAGAGGGGUUGGAGAGUCUACGCAGUGUUCGGGCCGGAACAUGCCGCUCGUCCUCAACUAUUUCUUUUGGACGAGAAGAGGUGGGUGGGUGAUCGUCACUGUUGGUCCAUUCCUCUGGACACUACGGGGGUCACGCCCCGCCCACAAUUGUCCAUAUCCUCAGAACACUUCUCCUGGGACCCCUCAAUCGAGAACGGUUGGAUAAUGGAGUGCGGAGGUUAUUCUACCGCUACCCAUGUACCAAAAAUUCGCACCCAUCUAGUCAUGAUCACCAUUUUCCGUUACAACUAUAGCUAUCCUGAUGUCAAGCUUGCCAAAGCAAUUCGUGACUGGUCGCUGUCCCAGGGCCAACUUAACCACACACAAUUAACAAGACAGAAUUGGAUAUGGUGUGUUCAUCUCUACUCAAAUGGUGCAUCGCAUUAA
Molecule: messenger RNA, 1185 nt
Organism: Suillus fuscotomentosus
Lineage: Eukaryota; Fungi; Basidiomycota; Agaricomycetes; Boletales; Suillaceae
Exons: 2
Coding region: 1-1185 (394 amino acids)
Source: RefSeq, a predicted model, not a curated record